This is a messenger RNA of Closterium sp. Yama58-4, 4953 nucleotides long. Lineage: Eukaryota; Viridiplantae; Streptophyta; Zygnematophyceae; Desmidiales; Closteriaceae. The record is from the annotation of a GenBank genome assembly.
AUGACGACCCGUGUCGGAAUCUCAGACCGUUCGAUUGCAAUCACAAGUUCCGUUUCAGAGGUUACUGGAUUGCGUCCGAGCCUCCUUCCAUCAGCUCGUCGAACCGCGCAAGAGAUUAAGAACUCAGGUUCGGGACGAACGCGGCAACGCAAUUUGCAAUGUCGGUCUCCUGCAGCAACAGCAACAACAGCAGCAGCAGCUGAUUGUUCUGCAUCAAACGGUCAAGAUUUCGCGAGGCAAACAUCCGGAUGGCUGAACGGCCGCGCGUGCCUGAUUUGCGCUGCCCAGGGCUGCGUGUCGUGCGUCGGCGUACCUCCACGUGUCACUCUCCCUUCACCAGGAUGUCGCAGGCGUUACUCCCGCAGACGCGUUUUCGCGCGAGGAUCCCAAGGAUCCGCAGGGGAGAGGUUCUUAGAGUCGGAAUCGGGAGGUUCGGGGGAAAGCGGUUUGGCAGGUGGUAGUAGCGCCGGCGCCAACAGCAGCAGCAUCAGCAGCGGAGAUUCAGACACUGCGGAUCGAAAUAGAAGUAAUGGUGGAGAGACAGAAGGGAAUGGUCGAAUUAGCAGCAGCAGUGCCAAUGCCAGCAGCAGUGGCGUCACUGGAAAUUCAGGCAGUGCGAUAGCGAACUCGAAUGGAACUGGUAACAGUAACGGAAAUGGUGCUGUAACCUCGUUCAACACUGCAGGGUACCCAGGCGGUGCAGGUGGUGAUUCCUCUUCUGCUGUCGCUGCACCUCCCGCCGUCACUCCAGACACUCUAUGGGAGGAGCUGCUGCCGUGCAUCACGUACCUCUCCCCCACGCAGCUGCAAGUCGUCCGCCACGCCUUGAGACUGGCGUACAGGGCGCAUGACGGGCAGAAGAGGAAGAGCGGCGAGCCGUACAUCAUUCACCCAGUGGAGGUCGCCCGGAUACUGGGCCAGCUGGAGAUGGACUGGGAGACAGUAGUCGCAGGGCUGUUGCACGACACAGUGGAGGACACGGACGUGGUAUCUUUCGAGCAGAUCGAAGCCUCGUAUGGGCCGGCCGUCAGGCGCAUCGUUGAGGGUGAAACCAAGGUGUCGAAGCUGGGCAAGGUGAAGGACGGCAGCAAGGCAGACGUGAAGGCAGACGAUCUGCGCCAGAUGUUCCUCGCCAUGACGGAAGAGGUCCGUGUGAUUAUAGUGAAGCUGGCGGACAGGCUACACAACAUGCGCACGCUCACGCACAUGCCGCCCCACAAGCAGAAGUACAUCGCUAUGGAGACCCUCAGCGUCUUCGCCCCCCUCGCCCGCCUGCUCGGCAUGUACCACAUCAAGACGGAGCUGGAGGACCUGUCAUUCCGGUAUGCAUAUCCCGAGGAGUAUCUGGAUGUGUCUGAGCGAAUGCUGCACCUCUGCACGCAGCAACAACCCGCUCUGGAUGAGGCACGUGUGAUGCUAGAGGAGGCAAUGCGAAAGGACAAGUUUUUGGAUCUCAUGACUUCAGGGGCGAGGGUGGAGACACGGUGCAAGGAACCUUACAGCAUAUUCAAGAAGGUGGUGGAGACGGGCGCCAAGGUGGAGGAGAUUCACGAGAUCUCGCAGAUCCGCGUGGUGCUCUCCAUGGACGAUGCGGCCGACCAGCAGGACAGCAGCUCGCGCAACAUCGCGCAGCAGGUGUCCUACCAUGUGUUAGGCCUCGUGCAUGCUCUCUGGCGACCUCUCCCAGGCACCGUAAAAGACUACAUAGCGACGCCCAAGCCCAACGGGUAUCAGAGCCUGCACACCACGGUGCUACCCUUGGGCGCCUCCUCUCUCUUCCCCGUGGAGGUGCAGAUCCGCACCGACCACAUGGAUAAGCUCGCAGAGUGGGGCAUCGCUGCUCACCACACCGGCCGCCACCCCCACCUGCUGCUGCACGGCCAGCAGGAGGAGCAGCAGCAGGGGCAGGGGCAGCAGGGGAAGCAGAUGAAGACUCAGGGGCAGCAGGGGAAGCAGGAGCGGCAGGGGCAGGUGAAUCAGCUAGCUGAUGGGUCGGAGGAUCUAGCAGGGUUGCUUCUUCCAGGCUUGGAUUACUCAACCACAGAUGAUUCGGAAGGGGAUAGUGACAGCUCAGGAAGUGACGAUGAGCCGGGCCGUCCCCCUCUUGCCUCUACCAUCAGCAGUGUUGCGGUGUGUGGGGGGGUGACUGAGACGCAGAGCAGCUGGGGCAACGACGCUGACGUGGCGAGGCGGGUGAGCUGGCUGAACUCGAUUCGCGAGUGGCAGGAGGAGUUUGUGGGGGCGAUCAGCGCGCGGGAGUUUGUGGAUACGGUCACGUGCGACCUGUUUGGGUCAAGGAUCUUUGUGUUCACGCCCAAGGGGGAGGUGAAGAACCUACCCAAGGGCGCCACUGUGAUUGACUACGCCUACCAUAUCCACACGGACGUCGGCAACCGAAUGGUGGCCGCCAAGGUGAAUGGCAAUUUCGUCCCGCCCACGUACGCUCUGUCCAAUGGGGAGGUCGUUGAGGUUCUCACAUACAAGGGCGGGUCGGGUGGUUCCCGCAAGGGCUUUAAGCAACGCCAGCAGUGGCUGCAGCACGCCAAGACGAGAAGCGCCAGGCACAAGCUCACCAAGCCCACUCAAUCACCCUCCAUACAGUCACCAUCAUCAUCACUCCCAUUCGACUUCUCCCCAUCCACCACCCCCUCAGCCGCCCCUUCCCCCCGCUCCCGCCCUCUCUCAUCCCCACCAUCCGCCACAAAGGCUGUUCCCCAGACUCCCAACAAGGGGAGGCAGGGGCGAUUGGCAGUGCAAGAGGGAGAAGCAGGUACGGGGUCUAGAAAAGGGCGGUCAGGCGAGGUGGAGAGGAGUAUAGAUGGUACAUUGGGCGGGAGAGAGGUGGAACUAGGCAGGGCUGAAUCGGGGAAAGUGGGAUCUGAGACAGGGGCAGCUGGUGAAAGAGGCUCAGAGGGUUUGCGGUUUUCUGAUGACGGGGCUGCUGCUGACGUGGCGUCUGCUCGGCUGGCGGCGGGCGAUGCUGACGUGUCACUGGCUAGCGCUGAUGUGGAGCUGUCACGAGGCAGGAGCAGAGAUGACGUGGACGGGAGUGUUGGUGCCGGGGUAGGGAGCAGAGAGGGGGUAGAUGAGCUAGUGUCACGGCUGUUGGAGGGAUUAACAGGGGAAGCACAGUUGGAUGGAGGGUCGUCAGGGAGAGGGAGGGCGUCGGAGGGAGGGGGCGCGUGUGUGGAUGCGUUUGCGGAGUUUGAGGAGUGGCAGACGCAGACUGUUGCCAUGUGGCAGUUCCUGAGUGGCCGCAGAAAGGUGGUGCUGUGGCUGGCCGUGCAGUGUUACGACCGCACAGGGAUGCUGGCGGAAGUUUCCAAGAUAGUGACGGAAUCUGGCCUGCUCAUCUUCCCCAUCGCCCCUGCCAUUUCUUCCUCCGCCAUGCCGCUUUCGCGAGCUUGCGCUGCCGCCCUCGCCCCCUCCCCCGCCUCUUUUACUUGCGCCAAUUCGCUCCCCGCAUUCCUUCAGCGCGCUGCUGCUGCUCCUUCCGCCGUUCCGCUGCGCCUCAGCGCAACACCCAGCUGCCCAUCCACCUCGGCAUUCGACGGUCUAAGGUCGCUUCGGCAUCGCACAACUAGCCCCGCGCAGCGCACAUCGCUCCGCUCCCGCACUUGCGCUCCGCGCGCAAUGGCAUCCGCGGAAGUGAUCCCCGCGGUGAUAAUCGGCGCGGGGCGCGUGGGGCAGGCGCUGGAGAAGAUGGGCGGGGGGCGGGACGUGGUGGUGCGGCGCGGGGAGAAGGUCCCGGAACGCGGGGAGGGACCGAUCAUCGUGUGCACGCGGAACGAUGCGCUUGACGCUGUCGUUGAUGCAGUGCCGGAAUCCAGGAGGGAAGAUCUGGUGUUUAUUCAGAACGGCAUGCUCGACCCCUGGUUGACGUCUAGGGGUCUGCAGGACGCCACUCAAGUGCUCGUGUAUUUCGCCGUGGCCAAGGCGGGCGACCCCCCUCUGGACGGCAUCACGGACGUCAAUCCCGAGGGGCUCACUGCUGCCACUGGCAAGUGGGCGGAAGCUGUUGCGGCUAGACUGAAAUCGGCUGGAUUGAGCUGUAAGGUGCUCUCCCCGUCAGCCUUCCGUCGGCCUCAACUGGAGAAGCUGAUGUGGAUUUGCGCGUUCAUGCUGGUGGGAGCGAGGAAUGGCGGCAUCACCGUGGGCGAGGUGGAGAGCCAACACAGGGAGGCCGUGACUCUGCUCAUCAACGAGCUCGCUGCGGCUGCUGUGGCGGCUGGGGCGGUGGAUGGGUUUGACGAGGGGUUGGUGGAGCGACUGUGUGCGUACGCUCGCUCCGUCGCUCACUUCCCCACGGCUGUUAAAGAGUUUGAGUGGCGCAACGGCUGGUUCUACAGCAUGUCAAAAGCCGCAGUGGCAGCCGGCAAGCCGGACCCUUGCCCUUUGCACUCUGCUUGUGGUGGCGAUGCUUUUGCUGGAUUGCGGGCUGAAAAGCGAGCAUCCUUCGCCAAUCAGGGGGUCCUAAGAUUGUCAAUCCACGGCCCGUGGCCUCCGGACUGCGUGCUCUCCUCCGCCGCGUCCCUCGCUGGCUGCCAAAUUGCGGCUCCCCGUCAACAGCAGACCGUCAGGCGGUCGCUCGCCGCUGUCCGCUGCGAGGCCGCGUCAUCGGACGACAAGCACGUCGUGUCCCGGCGAUCAGCAACUGCUCUCGGCCUAGCUGCCCUUCUCGCUGCCAUCCCCGCUUCUUCCGCUUCUGCUAAAGACAUCCCUCUUUUCGGCAUUAGGAGGAAGGCUGUUGAGGAGGAGGCUCCCGCUGCUGCUCCAGUGGCUGCUCCCGUGGUUGCCUCGUCUCCCGCUGCUCCCGUUGUUGCUCCCUCCGUCGGUGUCCCAGUCACGUCGGAGAGCGACAUUCCCGCUGAGACCCAGGCUGUCGCCGUUGCUGCUGUGGAGGUCGUGGCUGUGCUUACCGCUGGCGCCAUCGUCAAGUCGGUGACUUCUUAA